CAAACUGUAAAGGAUGCUCUUUGGAAGAGUUGCUGUUGUCACACUGACAGGAGCAGAUAGACCAACAGCUAGUGAUGAGAUCGUAUUAGAAGCCUCUAACCUUCUCCUUCAAUCAGGUGCUAAGGUAUGCCUUGUCGAUGUUUUUAAUGGAGCCUGUUCUGCUCUAAAAUCAAGGUGUGAUGCUUUGGAGAAAAAAUACGGUGCAAAUAAUGUUGGUUAUAUUUCCUGUGAUAUUAUGAAUGAUACUGAUGCUUUGAGAAGAGCUUUUAAGAAGGCUUUUGAACAUUUUGGUUCAUUAGACAUUGUCAUCAAUAACUUUUAUGUAUACGACGAAGAAAAUUUGGAAAAACUACUGAAGAUAAAUUUACAAUCUGUCAUUAGUGGGACUUACAAUGCAAUGGAGCUAAUGUCACCUGAUAAAGGAGCAGUGAUAGUUAAUGUAUCAUCAAUGGCUGGUUUGACUCCAUUCAAUACUGGUCCUGCAUACUCAGCAGUGAAGCAUGGAGUUGUAGCAUUCACAAGAGCAAUGAAAACCAAUGUAGAAGAAAAAGGACUUCGUAUUAAUUGUGUUUGUCCUGGCUUUGUUGAUGCUCCAGAGUCUAGAUCCAUAUAUGAAACACUCCCUGAACCUUACAAGAGGAUUAUUACAGAAUAUGGAUUGAUAAAGCCCAAGGUGGUAGCUAAAGGUAUAAUGGAUCUAAUAACUGAUACUAGUAGAAAUGGUGCUAUCCUCAGAGCUAACCCGUGGCAAGGACUCAUGUAUCAGAGAUACAAGGAAGACAUGAAAUCAAAACUUUAAUUAUUAAUUUUUAAAUGAAAAUUGUUGUUAUUGUAACAAUUAUUAAUGAGGUGUGACUAUCAGUCUGUCAUCAUAGAUAAAGGUGCAUGAGGUAAAGCAGAAGUCUAAAGUACGGUAAAAGCUCUAGCAAGUUUGUAAUGUUGUCAGAACAAAGUGCUGUAGUGACUGGAGGUGCCCAAGGCAUUGGAUUAGCCACUAGCCGUCUUUUACUUCAAUCAGGGGCAAAGGUAGCAAUAUUUGAUCUGUCUAAAGACAAGUUAUCUACUACUUGUGAUGAAUUGAAAAGUGAAUUUGGAGCUGAUCGGGUUCUUUCUUUUCACUGUGACGUCACUGACGAAAAGCAAGUUGUAAGAGACAAAAUCCUUUAA
Molecule: messenger RNA, 1167 nt
Organism: Amphimedon queenslandica
Lineage: Eukaryota; Metazoa; Porifera; Demospongiae; Haplosclerida; Niphatidae
Product: 15-hydroxyprostaglandin dehydrogenase [NAD(+)]-like
Exons: 8
Coding region: 14-799 (261 amino acids)
Cellular component (GO): cytoplasm
Molecular function (GO): oxidoreductase activity, acting on the CH-OH group of donors, NAD or NADP as acceptor
Source: RefSeq, a predicted model, not a curated record